UCCAGCUUCCCGGGCUCCGCAGCAUCUUGGUGCGCGGCUCACAAAGAGCUGCGGCGGCGGCCCGGCGCUCGGCCUCGCUGACGGAGCGGCGGCGGCCGGCCGGGGCGGCAGUGCACCCGCGCGGCCCCGCGCCCGCACCAGUCUCUGGAGCAUCCGAGCGUCGCUGCAUCUCGUCUGCAUCUCAUCGGGGGAGCUGACAGCCGGGCCAGGACCGAUCUGCGGAUGGCCCAGGGUCCCCAGGCGCCUGCAGCUUCCCGAUGAGAGGCUGUGUAUUGGUGGUGUGUGUGGUGAGUCACUGGCCUGGAUGACGCUGCUAGGAUCCUGUUCUUAACAUACAGUUUGGAGGCCUGACGUGGCAAUUUAGUUUCUUGUCAGCUUUUGCCGAAAGAUUUCAUCAUCAGGAGGGUUUUCGGGACCUUACCAAACCGCUAGUUUUCGUGGCUGCCCGUUGGUGACAAUGGCCGCGUGACUGCCCGCCAUGGCCCACCGGAAGCGUCCGAACACGGCGAGCAGCAUGCUGGACCACAGGGCGAGGCCGGGCCCGGAGCCCGAGAGCGAGGAUGCUGAGCUGCCCCUGGAGGAGUACGUGCCCAAGGGCCUGGAGCUGGCGGCCCUGCGGCCCGAGAGCCCUGUGCCCGCCGAGCAGGGCGGCCACGACCACAGCCCCGACGGGGACUCCAGCUCCGACUACGUGAACAACACCUCCGAGGAGGAGGACUAUGACGAGGGGCUCCCCGAGGAAGAGGAGGGCAUCACCUACUAUAUCCGCUACUGCCCCGAGGACGACAGCUACCUGCAGGGCAUGGACUGCAACGGGGACGGCUACCUGGCCCACGACGCGCACCACCUGGAGACGGACGAGUGCCAGGAGGCGGUGGAGGAGUGGACGGAUCCGGCGGGCCCGCAACCGCACGGCCACGGGGACCAGGACAGCCCCGGCUACCGGGACGGCCGCCUCCCCACCCCAGAGGUUGAGGCAUCUAUGCUGGAGGCCCAGGACCAGGAAGAGGGCGUCCACUACUGUCCCGGCGAAGAGGCCUACCAGGACUACUACCCCACUGAGGCCAACGGGAACGAGGGCAGCGCAUCCCCCUACCGCCCGAGGCGCGGGGACGGGGACCUGGAGGACCAGGAAGAGGACAUCGACCAGAUCGUGGCCGAGAUCAAGAUGAGCUUGAGCACGAGCAGCAUUGCCGGUGCCGGCGAGGCCAGCCCUGAGCAUGCGCCGCUGCGGGCGCCCGAGCUGGGGCCCGGGGGCCCCUCGGAGGCCUGCCCGCCUGCCGAGGCCCGCCGCGGCCCCAGCAGACACGAGGGCCGGCCCAAGUCCCUGAACCUGCCUCCGGAGGCCAAGCACCCCGCAGACCCCCAGAGAAGCUUCAAGACCAAGACCAGGACUCCUGAGGAGAGGCCCAAGUGGCCCCAAGAGCAGGUUUGCAAUGGUUUGGAGCAGCCGAGGAAGCAGCAGCGCUCUGAUCUCAAUGGCCCUGUUGACAAUAACAACAUUCUAGAGACGAAGAAGGUGGCAUCAUUUCCAAGUUUUGUGGCUGUUCCAGGGCCCUGUGAGCCAGAAGACCUCAUCGAUGGGAUCAUUUUUGCUGCCAACUACCUGGGCUCCACCCAGCUGCUCUCGGAGCGGAACCCAUCCAAAAACAUCAGAAUGAUGCAGGCACAGGAGGCCGUCAGCCGGGUCAAGAGGAUGCAAAAGGCUGCUAAAAUCAAGAAGAAAGCGAAUUCUGAGGGGGAUGCUCAGACGCUCACCGAAGUGGACCUCUUCAUCUCCACCCAGAGGAUCAAGGUGUUAAACGCAGACACACAGGAGACCAUGAUGGACCACGCCCUUCGCACCAUCUCCUACAUCGCGGACAUUGGGAACAUCGUGGUGCUGAUGGCCAGGCGCCGCAUGCCGCGCUCAGCCUCCCAGGACUGCAUCGAGACCACCCCUGGGGCCCAGGAGGGGAAGAAGCAGUAUAAGAUGAUCUGCCACGUGUUUGAGUCUGAGGAUGCUCAGCUCAUUGCCCAGUCCAUUGGCCAGGCCUUCAGCGUGGCCUACCAGGAGUUCCUGCGGGCCAACGGCAUCAACCCCGAGGACCUGAGCCAGAAGGAGUACAGCGACAUCAUCAACACCCAGGAGAUGUACAACGACGACCUCAUCCACUUCUCCAACUCGGAGAACUGCAAAGAGCUGCAGCUGGAGAAGCACAAGGGUGAGAUCCUGGGUGUGGUGGUGGUGGAGUCGGGCUGGGGCUCCAUCCUGCCCACCGUGAUCCUGGCCAACAUGAUGAAUGGAGGUCCAGCUGCCCGCUCGGGGAAGCUGAGCAUCGGUGACCAGAUCAUGUCCAUCAACGGCACCAGCCUGGUGGGGCUGCCGCUCGCCACCUGUCAGGGCAUCAUCAAGGGUCUGAAGAACCAGACACAGGUGAAGCUGAACAUCGUCAGCUGCCCGCCGGUCACCACCGUCCUCAUCAAGCGGCCGGACCUCAAGUACCAGCUGGGCUUCAGCGUGCAGAACGGCAUCAUCUGCAGCCUCAUGCGCGGGGGCAUCGCGGAGCGGGGCGGCGUCCGCGUGGGCCACCGCAUCAUCGAGAUCAACGGGCAGAGCGUGGUGGCCACGGCCCAUGAGAAGAUCGUCCAGGCGCUGUCCAACUCGGUGGGAGAGAUCCACAUGAAGACCAUGCCUGCCGCCAUGUUCAGGCUCCUCACAGGCCAGGAGACCCCGUUGUACAUCUAGGCUGCCCGCCUGCACCCCAAGGAGUGGGAGCCGGACCCAGGACCCGACCCCUGAACCCACAGCCCACCUGAUGACACUGGCUCCUCCGAAGGGCAUGCCCUCACCACCCACUUUUUUUUUUUU
Messenger RNA from Globicephala melas (long-finned pilot whale), 2851 nucleotides. It is a transcript of the gene APBA2, whose product is annotated as amyloid beta precursor protein binding family A member 2. Lineage: Eukaryota; Metazoa; Chordata; Mammalia; Artiodactyla; Delphinidae. The record is from RefSeq and is a predicted model, not a curated record. Gene Ontology annotation, biological process: chemical synaptic transmission. Gene Ontology annotation, molecular function: amyloid-beta binding; protein binding. Gene Ontology annotation, cellular component: dendritic spine; plasma membrane; cytoplasm.